CUGAGCCUCAUCGGGGGGAGGGAGGAAUGAAGGAAGGAACGAAGGAAGAGGAACGGCGAUCCUCCAUCUCCUCCAACUCCUCCUCCUCCUCGUCCUUCUUCUGCUCCUCUUGCUGCUGCAGUGCAAGUCGGGCAAGUGAAUUCGUGUCGCAUCUCCUCCCUCCAUCAGUGUGUGUGUGUGUGCCUUCUCUCAUCCCCCCCACCCCAUGUCUUCAUUCUUCAUCGUUUUGGUGAUCAUGCCCUGCUUUGGAUUUGGGAUUCCAGUACCAUCCGGACAUGGCGUAGAGCUCUUUGUCUGAAGUAAUCGAGAGCUUUGGUGUAACCCUAGAGAUUUGAUGUUCACUUCUUCUUUCAACCCUGACUCAUUCGCUCAGGUUUUCAGGUGCAGCAGCUUGAAUCUGUUGUGUUGUUAAUUGUGAUUGGUGAUUUGGAACUUUUGAGAUUAACUUUGGAACCAUGGCGACAUACUCCGGCGUCACCCCCCGUCAUCUGGCACCACUGGUUCAUUUGCUGGGAAUCGUCAGCAUGGUGCUUAUGGCACUGUGGACGAAGUGCUUCCGGGGCGGGUACGGCCUCUCCGGUUCCGGGGUAUUCAAUCUCCAUCCCUUGAUCAUGUUUGCUGGGUUCAUCUUUUUGUCAAGCGAAGCUAUCGUCACGUACAAAAUCCUUAGUGGAGACAAGAAGCUCCAGAAGAGAGUGCACAUGAUUGUCCAGGGUGUAGCCAUCUUUCUCGCCGUCCUGGGGGUCACUUUCGCGUACAAGUUCCACCUUGAUAUCGGCAUCCAAAAUUUCUACAGCCUGCACUCCUGGCUCGGUCUUAUCACCAUCACGCUGUAUCUAUUCCAGUGGAUCUUAGGGUUCAUGGCUUUCUGGCAACAAAGUGUAGCAAAGGUGAAACGCGCAGAGCUACUCCCGUGGCAUGUUUUUCUGGGCCUGGCGGCGUACGCUACGGCUCUUGCAACUGCAGAGCUCGGGCUACUUGAAAAGGUCACGUUUCUUGAGAAAAGCGAAUCCCCGCCGCUGAGAAUUUGGUCUGGUGAGGCCAUGCUUGUGAACAUCAUCGGGAUUGUAAUCUUCCUACUGGGUGCAUUUGUUGUCUUGACCAGUCUGAUACCAAGAUCUCGGAAGGACAAAGGAUACCGUGACUUGCUAGAGUGAGUGACUUUUAGGUUUUCCUUUCUCAUUCUCUGUGUUGUUGCAGGAAAGUGUACAUUUUAUUGAUUUUCUGUACAGAAAUAAUAUUUAGCGUACGGGACCAAUUGGAUUUGA
Molecule: messenger RNA, 1268 nt
Organism: Physcomitrium patens
Lineage: Eukaryota; Viridiplantae; Streptophyta; Bryopsida; Funariales; Funariaceae
Product: transmembrane ascorbate ferrireductase 2
Molecular function (GO): oxidoreductase activity
Source: RefSeq, a predicted model, not a curated record